Callithrix jacchus (white-tufted-ear marmoset) is the source of this 2092-nucleotide messenger RNA. RefSeq names its product deoxyribonuclease 1 like 1 (gene DNASE1L1). Gene Ontology annotation, biological process: DNA catabolic process. The record is from RefSeq and is a predicted model, not a curated record. Gene Ontology annotation, molecular function: deoxyribonuclease I activity; DNA binding. Gene Ontology annotation, cellular component: nucleus. Lineage: Eukaryota; Metazoa; Chordata; Mammalia; Primates; Cebidae.
GCACGACUUCCAGCUACUGCGCCUUCCCAGCAGCUCCUGAUUCAGUACCUGGACCGGGGGCUGAGCGACGGGCUGGACGAGUGAAGCUCGAGGUCUCACUCAGGCGCCAGCUCCUCCUUGCCCCUGGGCCGUGGCACAGGAGCUGCUCUUCUGGAAUGUCGCGAUCCACUUAAGGAUGAGGCAGACUUGGUGACAAGCUGGUCUAAGCAGAGCCAGAACUGAGCCCAGCUGAGAGUGUACCCUGGCGCAGCCUGGAUUCCUGGGGGGGCCCGGCAGCCAUACGCAGCCAUGCAUUACCCAGCUGCACUCCUCUUCCUCAUCCUGGCCAAUGAGGCCCAGGCCUUUCGCAUCUGCGCCUUCAAUGCCCAGCGGCUGACGCUGGCCAAGGUGGCCAGGGAGCAGGUGAUGGACACCUUAGUUCGGAUCCUGGCUCGCUGUGACAUCUCAGUGCUGCAGGAGGUGGUGGACUCUUCCGGCAGUGCCAUCCCCCUCCUGCUUCGAGAACUCAAUCGCAGAUUUGAUGGCUCUGGGCCCUACAGCACCCUGAGCAGCCCCCAGCUGGGGCGCAGCACCUACAUGGAGACCUAUGUGUACUUCUAUCGGUCACAUAAAACACAGGUCCUGAGUUUCUACGUGUACAACGACAAGGAUGAUCUCUUCGCCCGGGAGCCAUUUGUGGCCCAGUUCUCUUUGCCCAGCAAGGUCCUUCCCAGCCUGGUGUUGGUUCCACUGCACACCACUCCUAAGGCCGUGGAGAAGGAGCUGAAUGCCCUCUACCAUGUGUUUCUGGAGGUCUCCCAGCACUGGCAGACCAAGGAUGUGAUCCUGCUUGGGGACUUCAAUGCUGACUGUGCGUCACUGACCAAAAAGCGCCUAGACAAGCUGGAGCUGCGGACAGAGCCAGGCUUCCACUGGGUGAUUGCCGAUGGGGAGGACACCACGGUGCGGGCCAGCACCCACUGCACCUAUGACCGCAUCGUGCUGCACGGGGAGCGCUGUCAGAGCCUGCUGCACACUGCGGCAGCCUUUGACUUCCCCACUAGCUUCCAGCUCACCGAGGAGGAGGCCCUCAACAUCAGUGACCACUACCCCGUGGAGGUGGAGCUGAAGCUGAGCCAGGCGCACAGUGUCCAGCCCCUCAGCCUUGCUGUCCUGUUGCUGCUGUCACUCCUGCCCCCUCAGCUGUGCCCUGCCACCUAAGCGUCCCCGCUCUAGAGCCUGCUGCCUUUUAGGACUCAAACCCCAGCCUCCCCCGUCGAUCUGACCCUGUGACUGCAGUCCGCCCCCACCUUUUGUUUGAUCUGGCUCUUGUUCUUUGGUUGGGCUUGUGCCUAGAUGAGGAGAGGAAUCCCGGGUCUCCAAGGCUGGACUCAUGCCACCCGCCAGGUAGUGUAGUAUCAGGAGUGGAGACAAAGUGGGGUCCGGGUUGGGGGAGGGGAAGGGAGGGCUCAGAAAGAGGAAUCAAGACUUUCUGUAACAAGAAAAGUUACUGAGAACAAAACUUCCAAUGGGGGAGGUAGGGCACUAGUGCAUAUGCCAAUGGGCCAUCUUUAUCGUGGAUUGGGAAGAAUCACCAGGAAACCAUGAAGCCCCCAUAGCUACAAGGAGGGUGAUUAAGCCACUCCAUCAAACCACUUCCCUGAAACCAGCAAACACCAGGAAAUGUUUCAGUUCAUUGUAAUCAGUGAGCACUGCAGUCAGGCCUGUCGUAACCACCACGCAGCUGUGCUUGCCACCCGGUGCUGUUGUCUGGGUUGGCACAGGCUUCUGCCUGUCUGGCAAGGUCCAGCCAAGGCUGCUUAAGGCAACAGAUGCACACAAAAAAUAUGCACCAGUUGUGUAACCUAAAAAGCUCCUAUUUGAAGCCAGGAGCCCCAGGAAAGGGGCUGCAGGACACAGAGUAAAAGGUGAGCAGCCUGCUGAGCCCUCCCUCCUCACCUGCCACUGCCCAAAAAGAGCAGUCAACAGGCCGUGCACUAACUCUGAUCACAUUUCCGGUAUGGAACCAUUGCCCCAAGGUAAACAAAAAUAAAGGUAUUCCCAGGUAUGUUUGGCAAAAUAAAUAAAUGAAGGUAAUUAAAACCCUUAGAAA